UUGGAGCUUACAGACUGCAGGGCAGCUAAAGCCCACCCAUCAGUGCUGAUCCAGUCACAUCUGCUCAGUCGUGCGACAAGGUUGGGGCUUUUAGAGCAGGGAGAAGCUAAAGUUCACCUUUUUUGCUGCUGAACGCCAAGCAACAAGAGGAGCCCAGUUCUUCGGCGGAACCUUUCACUGUGCCAGAAAUGGGUGACUGGAGUUUCUUGGGGAACAUUUUAGAAGAGGUGAAUGAACAAUCCACGGUCAUUGGGAGAGUCUGGCUGACUGUCCUCUUCAUUUUUCGGAUCCUAAUCCUUGGGACUGCUGCAGAAUUUGUAUGGGGAGAUGAACAGUCAGAUUUUGUGUGCAACACCCAGCAGCCAGGUUGUGAAAAUGUGUGCUACGACGAGGCCUUCCCCAUCUCCCACAUCCGACUGUGGGUCCUGCAGAUCAUCUUUGUCUCCACUCCCUCGCUGGUUUAUUUGGGCCAUACUGCACAUCAUGUAAGGAUGGAAGAGAAAAGGAAAGAGCGGGAAGAAGCAGAGAGGGCUCAGCAAGCUGGGGCGGACGAAGAAAAUUCACCCCUUGAUCCAGACCGGAAGAGCCCUAUAACUACGAGAGAAGCAAGCUCCAAGGGAACCAAGAGGUUCCACCUCGAGGGAACGCUCCUGAGAACCUAUAUUUGCCACAUCUUCUUCAAAACCCUUUUUGAGGUGGGGUUCAUAGUGGGCCAGUACUUCUUAUAUGGCUUCCGAAUUCUUCCGCUUUACCGCUGUGGCAGAUGGCCUUGCCCCAACCUCGUGGACUGUUUUGUGUCCAGGCCUACCGAAAAGACUGUUUUUAUUGUGUUUAUGCUUGCUGUGGCAUCAGUCUCUCUCUUCCUCAAUCUUGUGGAGAUCAGCCACUUAGGCUUUAAGAAGAUCCUGGGUGCCUUCAGGAGGCCAGUGGAGCAACAACCUCAGGAGACCCCAGAGAAGCCCCUUCAUUCUAUCGCGGUUUCAUCUAUCCAGAAGGUCAAAGGCUACAAGUUGCUGGAGGAAGAGGAGAAGCCGACGUUCCACUAUUUCCCUUUGACCGAAGUGGGAGUAGAAACCACCCCAGUUCCCCCCUCAUUCAACGACUUUGAGGAGAAGAUCAGCAUGGAACGCCUGAAAGACCUUUCCAGGGCCUUGGGGGAGCACCUGCCUUCUUACGUCUAUGCGGAUGAACAGGAGGAGGAGAAAGUCGAAGCAGGAGAGGAGCCGGAACAGGAAGUGGCUGAGGCGGCGGCCCAGGAACAGAGGGUGGAACUGGUGACUGAAAAAGCCCCAGAGAAAGGAGAAGAUGACAAGCAUAUGGAGGAGGAACAAGAGCCAGAGCCGCUGGGAGACGACUUGCCUUUACCAUCCGCUGAUCUUACAGCUGACACAAGACCCCUCAGCAGGCUAAGCAAAGCCAGUAGUCGUGCCAGGUCAGAUGAUCUGACUGUAUGAGGGUACUGGCUCGAGUGGCUCUGAAGAAGCCACAGAAAUACAUAUAUAUCUCAGAUGUCUCAAAACAAAGUGCUAAACCAGUCAUUUUAAUAUUAUUUCUUAUCAGUGUUUUUGGCUAGAAAGGUGCUAUCAACGCUAACUGCCUUGUCAGUCCUGUUUGUCAUACACAUGGAGCUAGCUGUCCUACGGUGACCCAUUUAACUAAAGAAUCCCUCUUCUUUCACAUACAAAUGCCUCACAUACAAACGCACUAUAUACAGCACUGACAUCCGAGGGGGAAAGCCUUCCUAAAGCAACGAAGACAGACGUAACAACUGUGAUCACAACCUGUUUUUAUGCUCCUCUUUUCUCCGGGGAUGUGGGAAGCCUGUUUCUUCAUUUGGUUAUCAUAAGAUAUCGGUAAACUGUUAACUUGGGUACUUCUUUGUUCGGUGUUUGCUUUGGCCACAACAGUUUUGGUUCUCCCUUCCUUGUUGAGCCUUGAGCGCAAGUUAUUUUCCUCACAAAAAGGGAUACUGGCAAUUAGUAUUGUUAAAUGAGAUCCAUUUAUCCCCCUGUGAAAGAACAAAAGCUGCAGUGUUUGCCUGUGGAGGUAAAUGUGGUUAACUUAUACUUGUAUCCCCUGGUCCAGUUCAGACACAUAACAUUUUGUCCCU
Lacerta agilis (Sand lizard) is the source of this 2110-nucleotide messenger RNA. RefSeq names its product gap junction protein alpha 8 (gene GJA8). The record is from RefSeq and is a predicted model, not a curated record. The transcript is spliced from 2 exons. Bases 189 to 1454 code for a protein of 421 amino acids. Gene Ontology annotation, cellular component: connexin complex. Lineage: Eukaryota; Metazoa; Chordata; Lepidosauria; Squamata; Lacertidae. Gene Ontology annotation, biological process: cell communication.